Messenger RNA from Thlaspi arvense, 417 nucleotides. The record is from the annotation of a GenBank genome assembly. Lineage: Eukaryota; Viridiplantae; Streptophyta; Magnoliopsida; Brassicales; Brassicaceae.
AUGUGGUACCAGUCGGACACAGCUGGAGUGAAAGUUCCAGAGCUUGAUUUGGAACUAGCCAGUGGAACAUUGGGUGGAAUUGUGACAACUGUUGAAGGCUUGAUCGCCAAAAUUAGUGAAAAUCUUGAAAGAGUACAUGGAUUUACAUUUGGUGAUAGUCUUGAUGAGGCUAAGAGGAGCAGGUGGCAGGACUUCAGAGGAAAAUUGGACAAGCUGCUUAGCCUGGAAGAGCCUUGGACUUUGAUUAUUGAUGAUUCCCUGGCAAAUUCUUUCAUUGCACCUGCAACUGAUGACAUUAAAGAUGACAAUCAGUUAAAGUUUGAGGAGUACGAGAGGUCUUGGGAGCAGAAUGAGGAGUUGGGCUUGAAUGAUAUUGACACCAGUUCAGCUGACGUUGUUUAUGAAUCAACUGAUGCU